Molecule: messenger RNA, 1674 nt
Organism: Amborella trichopoda
Lineage: Eukaryota; Viridiplantae; Streptophyta; Magnoliopsida; Amborellales; Amborellaceae
Gene: WEE1
Product: WEE1-like kinase
Biological process (GO): protein phosphorylation
Cellular component (GO): cytoplasm; nucleus
Molecular function (GO): ATP binding; protein tyrosine kinase activity
Source: RefSeq, a predicted model, not a curated record
UUUCCCUCCUUCUCUCUCUCUCUCUCUCUCUCUCUGGUUUUAUUCCUGCUAUUUUUUGGGCAGCCAUGGUGAGCUCCCCUGCAACUAACCUAACUGAGAAGCUAGGGCAAGUUCACUUGCUUCCCCCACUGCCUAUUUUACCCGAUUCAGAAACAGAGGAAGAGAGAGACUUCAUUCUCAGUCAAGAGUUGUUCUGUACUCCAGACUAUAUAACCCCCGAUGAACCACAAAUCAAGUUAGAUUAUAACACGGAAUAUAAUUUCUGCCCAAAAUCUCCAGAAAAAUCAAAGACGAGUAGAAUCAAACGACAUAGAGUAGAAAGUAUCCCAAGUGAUUCCAUUGACACCAACUUACCUUGUCCUGUGGGAGUGGCUGAGUUCUGGAAGGAAAAUUUUGGUUCAGAGGAUUCCAAAACCCUAAAAGCACCUAUGACUGAAUCACAAAAGAAGAAGCAUGUUUCACAAUCAGCUGUAGCUUUACGCUGUCGGGUUAUGCCACCGCCUUGCAUCAAGAAUCCUUAUGCAGCUCAAAGCUUUGAAAUGGAUGUAGAUACCAUAUGCCCCCAAAGAUGGAGAUCUGCAGGUUGCUUUUCCCCAGUUGUUGGUGGUGAUGGCCUUUCCCGGUACCAUACUGAUUUUCAUGAGCUUGAGGAAAUUGGUCGGGGGAAUUUUAGUCGGGUUUUCAAAGUUUUGAAGAGAAUCGAUGGCUGCAUGUAUGCGGUCAAAUACAGCAUAAGGCAGUUGCAUAAUGACACUGAGAGACGGGAGGCUUUAAUGGAAGUACAAGCUCUAGCAGCCUUAGGAUUUCAUCCAAACUUAGUUAGUUACUAUUCGUCAUGGUUUGAGAAUGAGCAACUCUACAUCCAGAUGGAGCUUUGUGAUGGCAGCCUGUCAAUCCAUAAUUCCAGCUCUGCUUUGCCUUAUGAGGGAGAAAUCAUCAACGUCAUGCGACAGAUUGCCCAGGCAUUGCAGUUCAUACAUGAGCGUGGAAUUGCCCAUUUGGAUGUAAAGCCCGAUAAUAUCUAUGUUAAAAAUGGUAUUUACAAGCUUGGGGAUUUUGGUCAAGCUACCCUUAUUAAUGGUAGUCUUCCUAUUGAGGAAGGAGAUGCGCGCUAUAUGCCAUUGGAGAUUUUAAAUGAUAAACAUGACUACCUUGACAAGGUUGAUAUUUUCUCUUUGGGGGCCUCCAUAUAUGAGCUUGUGAAAGGAUCACCUCUACCAACAUCUGGUUCUCAGUUCUCUAUGAUUAGGGAGGGGAAGCUCUCUUUGCUCCCUGGAUAUUCUCUUCAGUUUCAGAAUUUAUUGAAGAUGUUGAUGGAUCCAGAUCCAGUAAAGCGGCCUUCCGCCAAGGAAUUGCUUGAGAACGCCAUCUUUAAGAAUCAUAGUUCUACUCGAUGCAAGUGACUUGGUUGCUUGAAGUCUUGUAUAUUACAAGCAACCAGUUUGGUCGCUUUCAACUUAAACAAAUGAAAAAUUGGAGAAUCAAAGGAGAGAGAGAGAGAGAGAGAUCUGCGCAUUUUGGGGAUGUGGGAUUCAGUGGUUGAGAGCAUAUCAGUGUGUCUCCUUUGCACCAUGGAGGGAAAGGUGUGCAAGUUUUGUAAAAAGUAACAUUUCCUUGCUUUUUGUAAAAUGUAAAGCUUUGCAAAUAUUUAAACAUGUAUUACUCGUUGAUCAU